UCCCUGGACCAAAAAUCCAUCCUCCAAAAAACUCACCGCGGCCGACGUGGCGCCGAGCGCCUUCCGCCUUCCGUGCCGCACCCUCCUGCUGCGCCUUUGACCCGGCCAUCCGUUCUCUCUAGCCCCACUGCGAGGUGGCCCCACCUGUCAUCGAGGCAGCCUAUUAAUACACACCUCCCCUCCCCCGCGUCCGAGUCCCAGUCGCAUAUCCCGCCGCGUACUGGGACCAAGGGGAACGUGGGCCCCACCUGUCAGGUGGGCCGUAUAUAACGACCGCCUCCUCACCCCGGCCUCUCGCCACCCCAGAAGCCAAUCCGCGCGAGGCCUCGCCGUGAUCUCAAUUCUCCCCCAAAUUCGCAAAUCCUCCGCGUUUCGUCGUCGCCGUUGCCGUCGCCGCCGAGCAGGGCGGAUUCAAGGGGAAGCUCCGGUGAGAUCCAUCCGCGAAGCGCGUUCCCUCGCGGAACCCUCGCUCGCCGGGCCGGCCGAUCUGGUUUGUGCGGGGGUGGUUGUGGUUGUGGUUGUGGUUGUUGUUUGGUCGCCGGAAUCCGACGAGUUGGAGAUCUCCGAGGGAUAGGAAUCCGUAGCGUUGCGAGCGCCAGGCGAGGUUACGAUGCCUGCGGUGCUCGCCGCGUUCGCCAGCCUCCGCGCGGCCGCCGCCAUCGCCUCCGCGGACUCCUCCCCCUGCUCCCAUCUCCUGAAGCCCCCCUCCUCCCCGUGUUUUAGUAGUAGUAGUAAUAUUUUUAGUAGUAGUAAUUAUCUUUAACGAUUGCUUCCCCAUCGUCGCGCGCUCACGCCCCUCGGUCCUCACUUCGCGCCGUUCGCGUUCUCGUGUUCGAUUUGGUUGUGCUCGAUCCGAUCUCUCCCUUUCCUGCUUCCGAUCAGAAGCAGUCGGCCUUGUUGGAGGUGGUGAUUGCUGGUUCUUCGAGGAAAGAGAAAAUCAUCUCCUGAAUUUGGAAUUAAGCUUGUGGAUGGGCGGAUCUUUGGUGGACUCUAGCGCCGAAGGUGUUAGCAGCAGCUUAUGUCUCUGCCACAGCACCUCUGAAAAGGCAGGCUUUGAGCAUAGCUCAUGUGCUAGCUCUGGAGAUGGAAAUUGUGAAGCUGGAAUAGAUUUUGGGCAAGAUGAUUUGGUUGUCAAUGAAAUUGGAAUGGCUAUUGCUGAAGUGAUGCAUGUCUGCAGUGAUCAUGAUGAUGAUGAAGGGACAGAUUCGGGUGAAGACUUUGAUGAAAAUGAGGGUCUACUUUCUCUGGAAUCAGAUUCCACUGAUGAUGUAGUGGAUAUUGAUAAUGAAUUGGUCAUAUCGCCUACCUUUUCUAGUUGCAAUGCAUCUGAAUCAUCAAUCAACAAAUCAGACUCUGGAAAUUCUUCCAUUAAUGGCACUCCACCGUUGGUUUCUGCAAUGAAAGGAAGCCGUGCAAAGUUGGGAAUCGUCACAAGUUUGAGUGUUUCAUGGGCCCCUGAUGUAUAUGAUCCUCCUGUUACUUCUGGGUCUCACACUGUGAAGGGGCAUCAAAGAAGUUCAAGGAAGAGCCACUACAAAUACAAGCCGGCCAAGAGCAGUAGCAGCCGCAGCAGCAGUGGAAGCAAAAAGGACAGGAAGCAUUCUCGCCACAGUAGCAGCAGCAGCAGCAGCAGUAACCACAAAAGAGACAGGAAACCUUCCUACCGCAACACCGUUGGUGGUGUAAGCGUCGGCAGCAGCAGCAGCAGCAGAAAUACUGAUGCUAGUGCUGCUCAAUAUCGUGAUCUGUACAGCAGCAGUGGCGGCAACAGAAUCGACAUUGCUGUUCCUCAAUACAGCAAGCUAUCUCCGUUGGUGCCGUCUGAGAGUGCAACAUAUCGUAAUGUGUACAACAGCACUAGCGGCAGCAGAACUGACCCUACCGUUCCUCAUUGUAGCAAGCUAUCUCCGCUGGUGACAUCUGAGAGUGCAUCACUUGCAGGGACCGUUCCUGUGCUGAAGACAUUGGAGCCGAUCAAACGCAGCUCCAGCUGCUGCAAGGAGCAGCCUUUGAGCUUUCUGUCACGCCAGUUUGUGGCUGCAAAGUACAAGGGGAUGUUCUCACUAUGGAGUCACAACCAGCUAGCUUCUUAAUCAUCUGUUGAUACAUCCAACUCGUAAGCUGUUGGUUAUCAACAAAAUGCAAAACUUUUACCGCUUAUGCCUUUAUUAUUUUGAUUUGUGACCACGUGUCUUGUUCUUUGUUACACUGUUUGCUCCGUUUGUUGAACAUCCGAAGAGAUGUUAUCGAAAGUUGUCGCUCGAAGUAUGUAUGCAUACUCGAGCUCAUUAUCUUCCCUUAUUUAUUUGUUCAAUCGGCACGGUUCUGUUUGAGGCUUUGAACAUCAUUUCAUCGGUUCAAUUCUGUCCAGUUUAUUUC
This is a messenger RNA of Oryza sativa Japonica Group (Japanese rice), 2379 nucleotides long. RefSeq lists its product as uncharacterized. The record is from RefSeq and is a predicted model, not a curated record. Lineage: Eukaryota; Viridiplantae; Streptophyta; Magnoliopsida; Poales; Poaceae.